CCCCUGCCUGCCGCUGCCGUCGUCCAACUCACCAGCGCGAGCGGACGGUCCGCGCGCAGCCCCGUUGUCUCGGCGGAUGCAACGGCGCACUUUAGCAGAUGCUUAGGCGAAGCGGAGGCGCACGUUAGAGGCGGUGGCGAGGAUCUGGCCGCGAUCAAGAUACAGUCCGCGUUCCGUGGAUAUUUGGCGAGGAGGGCGUUAAGGGCGUUGAAAGGAUUGGUGAAGCUACAAGCGAUGGUGAGGGGACACAUCGAGCGGAAGAGAGCGGCCGUUCAUCUCAGGAGAAUGCAGGCUUUGGUUCGUUCUCAGUCCCGUCUGCGUUCGGCACGUGCCCUCGGCUCUGAAUCAUCCUCCUCCCUUUCCAACCCCAAGUCGUCUCACUUCCCCAGCCAACCGGGUCCUCCCACCCCGGAAAAACUCGAGCAUUCCAUCCGUUCUCGGAGCGCCAAUUAUGACCAAUCCCACGUUCUCAGGUUGCAGAGAAACGGUUCCAAGACAAGCGACAAGAUCCUUGAGGUCGACAACUCCGCGAAACACCACACUCACACUAAACGCCGACCUAACAUCUUCUACUCGACCCACCUCGUAUUCAACAGCUCUGACCGUUGCCCUGCUUCAACCGAACCCAUCCUCGCAAGGCCGUUUAGCCCGACAUCCUCUCACGAGGAGGAAGUGAACAGCCACUUCUGCACGGCCGAGAACAGUCCGCAGCUGUAUUCAGCAACUUCUUCACGAGGCAUACGCAGUCCAUUCGCGUCCAGCACGGCUCAGAGCGUCUCCAUGAGGAGCUGCUUCGCCGACCAUCCUAACUUCAUGUCUUACACUGAAUCUUCACGGGCAAAAGUGCGGUCUGCAAGUGCUCCGAAACAGCGUUUGCAGAGCCACUACGAGCGGUCUGCGUCUGCCAAACGCUGCGAUACAAAGUUGGGUCCUCAGAGAGGUUCUGCUUUGCACACGAGCUUUAUGAACAAGGCUUAUCCCGGUUCAGGCCGGUUAGACCGGUUUGGGAUGCCGGUUGGGUAUAGGUACUGAAAGGUUGAUGGAUUGGGUGUCGUGUAAAGCAUAUGUUGAACCGGGUUGCUUUUUUUUUACAACUAUAUCGGAUGCCUUUUGGUGUGAUUUCGACCGGUUUGGUGUAUUGGAUUGUGCUUCUAAGCUUGCGUGGUU
Tarenaya hassleriana is the source of this 1167-nucleotide messenger RNA. RefSeq names its product protein IQ-DOMAIN 14. The record is from RefSeq and is a predicted model, not a curated record. Gene Ontology annotation, molecular function: protein binding. The transcript has 4 exons. The annotation marks the transcript as partial. NCBI's taxonomy places the organism in Eukaryota, Viridiplantae, Streptophyta, Magnoliopsida, Brassicales, Cleomaceae.